Messenger RNA from Enterobius vermicularis (human pinworm), 3504 nucleotides. The record is from the annotation of a GenBank genome assembly. NCBI's taxonomy places the organism in Eukaryota, Metazoa, Nematoda, Chromadorea, Rhabditida, Oxyuridae.
AUGAAGUCAACGUCAGACUCUUCCUCUCAUUCGUUUCUCGAUAUGAUCAUUCUUCACAAAAAAGUGCUUUCCUGGAUUAGGAACCGUAUAAAUGGUAAAGCUCCAAGCGAAGCAUCGGAAGUGGAAGAUGAAGUCACCGAUGAUCGUGCGGAAGUCGUUCCACAUCAACUACUUCGGAUGUAUUUUUUUCAGGAUAUUGAGAUUUCUUGUGGUUUUUUUGAGCACACCUUAAGUUUAGAGCAUUUAAAUAAUCUGUUCCCGUUGUCACGGAUAUCAAUUGAAAAUCCAAAAAAUAGUCGAGGACUUAACAAGGAUGAGGCAAAUCAUAAAUUGAUGCACGAAGGACGUAAUGUUAUUUGUCCGGUAUCUAGUGCAACAGAAAUUCGGAUGUUUUUGGCUCAGUUCUUGAACACAUUUCGAAUGCUUCUGCUUUUUGCUGCUUUCAUAUGCUUUAUCAUCUAUAUCAUAGAACCGGUUCGAUUACUUGAGUUAUACAUCGGUGCCAUUUUGGUCAUAAUAUCUGUUUUACUUUCAUCUUUUAGUUAUUGGCAAGAAACAAGAGCUUACAAGCAAACAAGAGGUUUUCAAUCUAUAAUUCCAACGUCGUGUAUGGUAAUUCGAGAAGGAGUACUAGUUCGUGUGAAUGCCAGUGAAAUUGUAAUUGGAGAUCUUGUUCAGCUAAGCCCAGGUGCCAGAGUACCGGCAGAACUUCGGCUGAUCUAUACAGAUGAUUUGAAACUUGAGACAUCGUGGAUUACUGGUGAACUGGAAACACUUGAAUUCAAUGAGCAUUGUGUAAGUAAAGAGACUGGAGCUCUAGAAGCACAGAAUAUUGCAUUCAAUGGUUGUUUGUGCCAAGACGGAGAAGCUAUCGGAAUCGUUAUCAGAACUGGAAAUAAUACGAUAAUGGGUAAAUUAGCUGGAAUGUUAAGUCGCGCAAAGGUAAAACCAUCAAGGCUAACUGCUGAAACUUCCAGUUUUGUUAGAUUUGUCACAAUUCUUGCAAUUAUAAUGGGAAUUAUAACAUUUAUUAUUGGACUUGUAAUGAGUCACUUCAAGCACGUUGUCUACACAUUUAUCAAUGGAUUUUUAAUGGUGAUUGUAGCAAACGUUCCUCAAGGUUUACCAAUUACCGUUGGAACAGCGCUAAUGAUUGUAUCGCGACGAUUAUCGAAAAAAAGGCUUUAUAUGAAACAGCUGAACGUUGUAGAUACUCUUGGAACUACAUCUGUGCUAAUCUGUGACAAAACUGGUGUGUUCACUUCAAAUGAUGUAACUGUCACCGGUGUCUGGCACGAUCUCCGGUUUUGCAAAAACACUCCGAAAGUGAAAAGAAUGAAAACGGAUGAACUAUUAGGUUUAAACUUGGAAAAUUCAAACGAUCAUGAGUCAUUGUUACUGGUAUCGAUGAGCUUAUGUAAUAAGGCACAAAUUGAAUCGAUAGGAUCUGUCGAUUAUACCAGAUGGAACUCUUUAAGUGUGCGAUUGUAUUCCAAUGUUUUAGGGUAUUCUAGGAAUAUGAAAAGCAAUGCGAAUAAUGUUUUGGACAAAGAGGUUCAUAUGGACAAUCCGUCUUUGCAAGGAGUUUGUGCAGCAUUUCGACACAAAAACAUCUGCGGGCAACCGCUUGAAGUGGCGCUCCUAAAAUUUGUUGAAGAGAGAGCUUCCGCACAGUUAAUACGAACGAGAUAUGAAAUUGCCUACGAGGUAAUGCAAAGAUAUUACCAUAAGGUUGUGGUGAGGGAAAAGUCUCUAACGGCUAGCGGUCAAAACGAGGAUGAAACGACAAAAUACUUUGUGUUUGUGAAAGGUGUUCCGGAAGAAGUGAUAAAACACUGCAAAAAAGUCGCUUGCUCUGAGGGACUACUAGCCAUCGACGAAAACACCAUCAACAAAUUUGCUGAUGCUUGUGGAAUUUUUGGGAAGAUGGGAUGCAGUCUUCUCGCGUUUGCAGCAGCUGAACUACAGUGCACGGACGAAAUCGAUCUAGCCAUGAAGAUAGACAAUCCAUCAGAAUACGAACUAUGCUUUCUGGCAAUGGCAGCAUUGUAUACUGCGCCACGAAACGACGUUGACGUACCGCUGAAGCGCUUAGAGAAUGCAGGAGUGUGGCGUGGGUAUUAUGGAGAAGAGGCGCAGAUGCUAAUAUUUUUUAACAUCUAUCUUUUUCAAGGAAUCAAAUGCUUCAUGGUGACUGCAGACCAUCCUUCUACAGCUUAUACGAUUGCAGAAAAAGUUGGGAUGCUUAAACCUAGAAAAGGAGAAGUAAUGCUUAGUAAUUUGCCUGAUUUUCUCUUAACUACUAAUGGAGAGGACGCCUACAAAAACCAUCCAGGAAUUGUACAUGGAGAAAUGAUUGAGAAAAUGUCAGAAAGCCAGUGGGAUAAGAUACUUAAGCAACAAAACGUGGUAUUUGCACGGACAACUCCAGCCCAGAAACUUUCUAUUAUUAAGCAUGUUGACUGUUUACACAUUGAUAAAAGAUUUUUAACUGGCCAUUUUUACAUUUAUAACAUUAUUGUUAUUUGUAACUUUAAGCAAUGUCAAAUGCGUAAUGAAGUUGUUGCAAUAACUGGUGAUGGGAUUCUGGAUGCACCUGCAUUGAAAAAAGCUGAUGUUGGUAUUGCUUUAGAGGCAAUAGGUAGUGUUUUCGCUAAGGAAGCUGCACAUAUGGUUUUAAUUAAUGGAGAGCUGACGAAUAUCGUCAAUGCAAUUUCGGAAGGGCGUCUGUUCUACGAAAAUUUAAAGAAGACUGUAGCUUAUACACUAUCACAUCUACUUCCAGAAUUAUAUGCUGUACUUUUGACAUUUAUUCUUGGAUUUCCACUGGGACUUUCUAGUAUACAGGUUUUAACAAUAGAUUUAGUUACUGAAAUGCCUCCAUCAAUUGCGUUAAUAUUUGAGCCGGCAGAACGGGAUAUGAUGGAAAGUAAACCACGUCCGGCAACUUCACGUCUGGUUUCUGGUUCAAUGAUUUUUUAUGCCUAUAUUAUUGCAGGCAAUAUUAUUGCUAUUGGUUGUGUGCUUGCAUAUUUAACGGUUUAUUGGUACCAUGGUAUAGCAAUAACAGAUUUGGCAUUUUCUUGGGAACAUCAUUGGCAUGCAAAUGCACUAAAUUUUACAAGUAAUGGACUAUUAUUUACACCAAAAAUGCAACUGUAUAUCAAGGGUCAAGCAGCAGCAGCUUGGCAUAUAACUUUGGUAGUAUCACAGGUAUUCCACGUUUGGAUGUGUACAACACGACGUGUAUCAUUGUUUCAUCAUAAUUUUUCUAAUUUACCAAUAAUCUUUUCAAUAAUGAUGGAAAUUGUCUUGCUAAACUUUUUCAUCUAUACACCGGGUAUACAAACAUGGAUUGGUGUUUGUCAUCCACCAGUUUUUGUAUGGGCGUUUGGUGUUGCAGUUGCACUUUUAUUGCUCAUCUACAAUGAGGUAUUUUUUUACAGACUUGCUUAUAAAAUUCAGGCUAAGGUUGUUUUUUUUUUGUUCUUAUAUAGUAGGUGA